AUGCCGGCGUGCUCGCACCAGGCGAGGACGUCGGGCCAGCCGACGAGCCGCUCGACGUCGCGGGCCCGGGUGCGCCCACCCGCGGUGUUGACGAAGUCGAGCGCGGGGUGCCCGCCGACGAACGACGCGUCGCUCCAGGUCGUGACCGCCAUCGGCUCUGCCCUCCGGGUUGACACGGCCGCGCCAGGACCCGAUUCUAACCACAAAUCUCAUGAAAGAGGAGGUGCGCUGGGGGGCGACCGGGAGCGGCGCGCCCCUGGUGCUCGUGCACGGGACCCCGUUCUCCUCGGUGGUGUGGCGGCGCAUCACCCCGCACCUCGCCCGCCACCGGCGGGUGUACUGGUUCGACCUGCUCGGCUACGGCCGCUCCGAGAAGCGCGCGGGACAGGACGUGUCGCUCGGGGUGCAGCACCGGGUCCUCGGGGCCCUGCUCGACCACUGGGCACGCCUCGACGGCUGGUGCCCCGCCGCGCCCGACGUCGUGGCGCACGACUUCGGCGGGACGACGGCCCUGCGCGCCCACCUGCUCGACGGGCGGGACUACGGGUCGCUGACCCUCGUCGACCCGGUCGCGCUGAGCCCGCACGGCUCGGCACUGGUCCAGGCCGCCCGCCGCCACGCCGACGCGUACGCCGAGCUGCCGCCCUACGUCCACGAGGCCGUGGUCCGGACCUACGUCGCGGGCGCCGCGCACGGCACGCUCGCCGAGCCGGUGCUGCGGGCCUACGUCGAGCCGUGGCUGGGCGAGACCGGCCAGCCGGCGUUCUACCGACAGAUCGCGCAGAUGAGCGAUCGCUACACCGACGAGAUCCAGGACCG
Molecule: messenger RNA, 819 nt
Organism: Theobroma umbraticum
Lineage: Eukaryota; Viridiplantae; Streptophyta; Magnoliopsida; Malvales; Malvaceae
Source: RefSeq, a predicted model, not a curated record